AUGCCCUUUAAACUCGAGAGCGUGCUCAACCCUUAUGAUGGCGUUGGUGACUUUGCUCUGUGGUUGCGUGACUUCGACACUGUGGCAACAGCUUCCAAGUGGACUGCCAAGCAAAAGGCCGAAUAUAUUGUGCUGUUCAUGAAAGGGUCUGCCAAAGAUGUGGCCAGACAAGCUGUUGACGACAUUGAUGAGGAUACUGAAGCUGAAGCUGCAUAUUCAAAUGUAGUGAAGGCGCUAGGAAAAGCAUUUUCGCUGAAGACUCAUGAAGCUUGGAAGUUGCUCACUACGAGGACUUGGAAUAUGAGUUGUGAUACUGUUGAUGGCGUUCUGGCUGAGUUCCGCCGCUACAUCAGAGUCCUUGGUGUCACCACUUCUGUCGCAACGGAGAUCGUUCUGAGGGAGAGUCUGAUGGCGUGCUUCCCUGACGACGUUAGGCGAGCUAUAGAG
This is a messenger RNA of Perkinsus marinus ATCC 50983, 447 nucleotides long. RefSeq lists its product as hypothetical. The annotation marks the transcript as partial. The record is from RefSeq and is a predicted model, not a curated record. Lineage: Eukaryota; Perkinsozoa; Perkinsida; Perkinsidae. The transcript has a single exon.